GGGCAAGGGCAUAAUAUCCGAAGAAAACAACAACUGCUGCAUAAUGGAGCAGGAAAAAAGCUGCGAAGAGGCUAAGCCCAAAAUGACACGCGAUGAGUAUUUUGCGGCCCUGGAAAAGUGGCUGCAGGACGCUUAUAUGUGGCAAUGUAUGAACGCCUGGUUCCCUUACAUGUUGAUGAACCAACAAGUCAACCAGCCGCAGAGCAGGACAGCUCCAACUGCACCUGCACCACCUGGGGCGAUGCCCUUUCCGUGGCAAGCAGGUGCCCAGGGAUUUCCUAAUGCCAAUGUUCCUCCGACAGUCAUUGGUGGUCAGAGUGUACCUCAGCAGCCUCAAGGAAUCGAGUGCCAAAUUCCUCCAAUGUGGAAAAGAUUUUUUGCCGAAUUCCUUGACUUCCUCAUCUUAUUCUCCUUGAAGAUGAUUGUAACCUUAGUCGCAGUUGAUUUAUUCGAGCUCAUAGAUAUUGAGCAAUAUGAUUUUAUGCGACUCCUGACAAUGGACACGCAAAAUAAAAUGGACUACAACAUGGCCCUGAAGAUGACAACUGAAAUUCUAGUGCUUGAAACCAUUCACAGAAUUGUUGUUUGCAUUUAUGAGGGGUUUUGGCUUGCACAAGGAGGAGUUGGUCUUGGAAGAAUUGGAGGAGCCACUCCAGGAAAGAGCAUAAUGGGACUAUGUGUUGUUAACUGCUCCUCUGUAGCCAGUGUUCCAGGGCGUACAACCGUUCUAGUUAACCCAGCUACAAGACUGAACCUCGGAGUAGCCAUUGCACGAUCGAUCAUCAAAAACUUUGUCCUUGCGUUCUUCUUUCCCAUCUGCUUUACGUCCCUCAUCUUUCAACACAAUAGAGCUAUUCAUGACACAUUAUGCAAAACAAUUGUUAUAGAGGACCCAGCUCCUCGUCGUAGAUUUGUGUGAAACGUAUUAAUUAGUCCUAUCUCCGUCAUUAUUGUAUCCAUCAUUAAGUUUUUGUGAUAUAUAUUAUGUAUCUUUAAAUUAUUAAAAUUAAUCGACUUAAGAUCAUUUA
This is a messenger RNA of Neocloeon triangulifer, 1028 nucleotides long. RefSeq names its product protein FAM8A1. NCBI's taxonomy places the organism in Eukaryota, Metazoa, Arthropoda, Insecta, Ephemeroptera, Baetidae. The transcript is spliced from 6 exons. The record is from RefSeq and is a predicted model, not a curated record. Bases 44 to 919 code for a protein of 291 amino acids.